CCUGUCCGGAAAGAAUUUGGCAGCCCCGAUGCUGGCGAGCAGAUAUAGAUCAUGGCUGAGAUUUGCGUGUUUGCCCCCCCUGGCUGCAGGGGAAGGAGCUUGAGAUGCGUGGUAAGAGAAGUGUUCCCUGCUCUUGGGUGCGCUGCAUGUUCGUUUGAGAGCAGGAUAUUCCUGUUAUUGCUCGUCCCACGUCCCUGGUGGGUCAAGUCCCGAGAAGACGCCUUCUGUUGGAUUGAAGAGAGCUGAAAGAGAUUCCACGCAGCGUACCUUCUGUCAACAGGCACGAAAACAAGAUCCGGUGAUUGCCGAGCAGGUUUUCGUUUCAGAACGAAACUGGAAGGUGUAUCGAGAAUUUAGCCGGAAUUUCCCGAGAGAAAGUGGUGCUGGUAGCAGAUGUCAUUGGGUUUUGUCUUUGCUGCACUUCUGAUUUUACGCAGUACACCUAAGCACAUAGUGUGACAAAUUGAUAGCAGACAAGCAAUAUGUCAAGUCUGGUAGAAUUAAUGAGGGGUUUUUGAUGUGCCCUCUGGCCAAAGAUUAUCUGCCCACGGAUUAUUUCCAGUGAGACGGUGGAGUUUCUUCCAGCCGUCUGUCCUCCGUGUUUGUUUUGCCUAACCACGUUUGCACCUAGUCCGGUUUUUACGGCCGGUGGCGUGCAGAAGGGAUCUCCGCUAUAUUGACUGAUGAAAACGUGCACCGAGACCGAAAUGGUUUUAAAGAGCCGUGAAGCAUUGCUACAAAACCUUAUAAAGAAACUGCGGGAUGCUGCGCUCUUGCUUAAAAGCGUUACUGUGCACGUGUGGUGUUUUUCGUAGGAACCAGAGACGGGCAUCUCGGUGCAACCUUCUUGCCAGUCCGGCAGGAUGAGACGUCUCGGAGAGCGUCCGUUUCGCAACCGGACGUUUACCUGGAAGCGCGCGAUUAUAUGUGUACGCCUGCGGGGAUUUACCUUCUGGAGGUCGGGACUUAAUUUCCUUGUGUGGCGGAUGGUUUUGUUGUAAGCAUCUCUGUCUGUUUGGCUGUUUGUAGUCUGUCAUCGGCCAGAGCGGCAGAAGGAGGGUGGAGCUGUUCAGUGGCCUCGCCCAUGGAGCCAUUACUCACCGGUGGCCAUUGUUUGUAGUGAAAGUGUAGGAGGCCGGCAGUCUGUUGGAGUGUUGUUUUGUUCCACCGCAGCGCCUACUGAGGGAGGGUGGUAGGUAGGUAGGUGUGUUCAGACGGUAUUUGCGAUCGCUUAGCACCCAAAUCUGUGGGCCCAGCCCCUUUACGAUCCGAGUCGUUCAGAAGGUUAGUUGUAUACUCACUUGGUUGGAACCCAGGGCCAGGCUGCACUGUGUGUGUUUGGACCAAGAUGUGCGUUCGCAUAUAUGUAUGUGAAGGGAGAGUGAACGUGCAGCAACACCUGGUGAACGAGUUCUUCCGGGCUGUGACUUACACACCCCCUUCCAUCUGCUCUUCUGCUGCCUCGGCUCUUGCAGUCUGACGGAAGAAUGAUCAUGGACUUUUCCCGCCUGCACACGUACACCCCUCCGCAGUGCUCUCCGGAGAACACGGGCUACACCUACUCCCUCAGCUCCAGCUACUCCUCGGCAGCCCUUGAAUUCGAGAAGGCUCACAACAUCGAGCCAGUGUUUGAUUCGCCAAGGAUGUCGCGCCGUAGUCUUCGUCUUCACGCUAUGGGCUCUCACUACAGUGACGGGAGCCUGCUGGACUCCUCUCACAACCACAGCACUGCCUACAGCACCGCCUACAGCGCAGGAGGCUCCAGCCGCAAAGAGACCCGAACGGUGAGGAGCAGGAGGCAGCAGCAGUUGUCGUCAACACCUCAGACGCUGCUGCGAUCCACGCACCACUCUCAGUCAGGCUCCUCCAGUCUGCACAGCUGCAUGGUCAGCAACGCUUCCCUGCUCUCUGGGAUGCUGGAUGAGUCGUGCAUACAGGAGCGUACGCAGGUUGAUGGUCUCUGGGGUUUGGAUGAUGAUACUAAUCUUAAAGAGCGGAGUUUGAGGACGGAACACAGUGCGGCACUGGUAAACGGAGAUGUUGCCUCUACGUGCACGGAGACUUCCACGGUGAACGGCUACAUCUGCAGCAACUGCAGCCUCCACUCUGAGAGGAAGGAUGCACUCACGGCCUACUCCUCCUCUUCGUCUGCUGCUUUCUCUCGCUCAGCCGCCGCUGCUGCCACAUCUUCCACUAUCUACAGGAGCCGACGGGACAAGACAGGUGUGCUGGCAUCCUUCUGGCAAACCACUGUGCGAUGUGUCAGGCGGCCUGUUGCCUCUCUUGUGUCUUUGGUGGGGGCAGUAAUGCAGAGUGUUCUGCUGAUGACGGGCUGUGUGACCAAGGGCCACGAAGGCAAAGGUGUCCUGACUUCUUUCUCAGAUACCUUUCUGACCUAUGGAAGGUGGGUGUUCACCUCCGUAAGGUCCUGCAUGUUGUCACUGAAGCAGAACGUACUGCGGAAGAUGGGUUAUGAGGCCAAAGGCCACGAGGGCAUCAGUGUGGGUGACAAAGCCCACUCAAGUUACUGUGGGAGUGUGAACGUGAAGGGCCUGGUGUCAGCUGACAGGCACCUGAAUCUGAACGGGUCACUCUGGAAGGCAGCCACGGGGGUGUUCUGGUGGCUGGGGACUGGGUGGUACCACCUGGUCACCCUCAUGUCCCUUUUCAACGUCUUUGUAUUGACACGAUGCCUCCCUAAACUGUGCAAGCUCCUCCUGUUCUUGCUGCCAUUCCUGUUGCUCCUGGGCUUAUGGUACUGGGGUUCCUCCAGCUUGCUGGCCUACUUGCCAGUGGUCAGCUUGACAGAGUGGUGGGCAGCAUCACCCCUGGCCCUUGUCCUGACCCGACCACAGACCCUCUACACAGCACAAGAGCCCAUCCCGAAGCCAACUGUGCAACCGGCUACCAUGGUACCCUCCGUGAACCUGGAGCGCCUGGCUCGGUUGGAGGAGAGGCUGGAGUAUCUGUGGGGGAGUGUAGAGAAGGAUGGUCAGCUGCACAAAGAGCAGCACAGGGAAGUGAUGGCCCUCUACCGGACCCUUGCGGACCAGCUGGUUGAGCGAACGGACAGGGACAGCCUGGCACUCUGGGUGUCAGGCCUCCUGGAUCAGAGGCUCACUCUUCUCAGGAAGGAGCUGCACCAGGACACCAUGCAGAGAGAUGAGCAGUACCUACAGCAGCAGCAGAGUCACACGGCCCAGCUGUCCGAACUGGAGGCCCUGCUGCGAGACCUAGCAGCCCAGACCAAGGAGGUGCAGCAAAAGCAGAAGGAGGUUCUACAUCCUCCAGCCCCAGAGAGUAUGGGUGUCACGACGGAGGAGCACAGUGCUCUGCUGGUAGAGGUGCAGAGGCUGGAGGCAGAGCUGAAAAGCAUCAAACAGGAUCUACAGGGGGUGAUGGGAUGCCGAGGAAGAUGUGAACAGCUGGACACCCUGCAGGACACAGUGUCUGCGCAGGUGAGGCGGGAACUGCGCACACUGUUCUACGGUGGCGAGCAGGUAGAGCAGGGUGACAUACCGGAGCCUCUGCUGACAUGGCUGUCUGCACACUUUGUGAGAGGCUCGGAUCUGCAAGGGGCGUUGGCAAGCCUGGAGAGCGCUAUCCUGAAGAACAUCUCACUGUUGUGGGCAGAUGAAAAGGGGAAGGGUCCAAGUGCUGAGGAAGUGACAAAGACUGUGGCACACACCACAGCAGCUUCAGGGAUGUCAGAAGAGCAAGUGGAGCUCAUUGUACAGAACGCCCUCAAACUGUACUCCCAGGAUCGCAUCGGCCAGGUGGACUACGCCCUGGAGUCUGGAGGUGGCAGCAUCCUGAGCACGAGGUGUUCGGAGACAUACGAGACGAAGACGGCCCUGAUGAGCCUUUUUGGUGUCCCGCUCUGGUACUUCUCCCAGUCGCCCCGUGUUGUCAUACAGCCGGAUGUCUACCCUGGGAACUGCUGGGCUUUCAAGGGCUCCCAGGGCUACCUGGUGAUCCGCCUGUCCAUGAGUGUGCUGCCCACAGGCUUCUCCCUAGAGCACAUCCCCAAAAGCCUGUCCCCAACGGGCAACAUCAGCAGUGCCCCCCGCAACUUCUCUGUCUAUGGGCUGGAGGAUGAGUAUCAGGAGGAGGGGAAGCUACUGGGUCAGUAUACUUAUCUGGAGGAUGGGGAUUCACUGCAGACCUUCACCGUUGAGGUAGAGAAUGACCUGGCUUACCAGAUCAUUGAGAUGCGGGUGCUGUCCAACUGGGGUCACCCGGAAUACACCUGCCUGUACCGUUUCCGGGUACAUGGGAAGCCCAAAACCAAAUGAGAGCAGAUGCUCGCUUGUCUGUUCUUUCAUGUAUAUAGGGGAUGUCUUUUCUACAGAGUGGCGAAAAAUGCACGUUUCGUAGGGGCCAGGGGAUUUACAGGGAUUUUCCUGUGAGUACAUUUUUUUAAAUGGGGAAAAAACGAACUUCUUCAAAAUGUAAAGAAAAGACUGGAACUUGCGCUGGAGGCAGACAGGGCAGGGGAACAGGAAGGGGAGCUAUGACUUUGACCCCACCCUGAUCUUUGCCCAGCUCCAGUCUCAUGCACUGACUCGCCCUUCCGGAGAGGAACAUGGAUGGCUGUAUGGAGGAUGAAACUUUGGGUGUCUAGCACUGUUAUAAACAUUUCCCCACGUCAAGAUAGACAGCACUUCUCUACUAAAUGUUUUCUGCCUCCCCCCCUUUGGAAGUACUUUAAACCAGUCUAUUUUGAAGAUUGUCUGGAACCAAUGCCCUACUGGCUUGCCCUCUCCUCCCAUGAUUCCUCUUUUAGGGGGCCGGGGGCACUUAACAUAGACUCUGCUGUCCAUGUGGGAUGGUCUUGUAGACAACGCAUUAACUGCUACCACGUGAACAUUGGGGCCAUACAGGACCCACGUUCCACGCAUGUUAUCCACGCUUCCACAUAUCACCCACCUUCCUCCUGUUUGCCUCCAACAUGGACCCUAAGCAAACAUACACCCUCCCGUUGGACAGUAUUAUACACUAACGAGGGAUGUGUGAUUUUUGUUCCUCGAGCUGCAGCUUUUAGAGUAUAUUUUGAACACAAGCUGAAAAGACAAAAAUAAAGCAGGUAAGAUUCAGUAGAUUUGAGUUUAGAUAGUCAAGACUAAAGAGCAGUGUUUUGACGCCCCCACCCCGACCCAAAGCUACACACCACUGAGGAGCUUUGUGAAAGUCAGGAUCAAAGAGUGGCUGUGGUAGUCGAAAGAGGGUUAGUGUCCAGAUUCUCACAGUGAGGUUCUUCUGACCUUAGGAGGCAUUGAGGGAGUCCAUUUAGUUGGACAUGCAUAGAAACGUGGACCUAGCAGGUGCAUGGUCCACACUGGACAUCACUUAAACAAGAGGCAUGGAAAGCUUUCAAAGUGGCUCAUUGUAUCAGUCAGUACGUUCUCAUCAGAGGGCUUCUUUAUCCUGAAACCGCAGAGGAAUGUAUACUGUAUAUUUUAAUGUUAAUAGUUUGUCCUUUAAACCUGCUAAUAUCAGUGUUGCUUUGGAAAUGAGUACACCCUAUAAUAUUACUGUUAUUUUAAUGUUUGUCACUGUAGU
Molecule: messenger RNA, 5562 nt
Organism: Scleropages formosus (Asian bonytongue)
Lineage: Eukaryota; Metazoa; Chordata; Actinopteri; Osteoglossiformes; Osteoglossidae
Gene: sun1b
Product: Sad1 and UNC84 domain containing 1b
Exons: 21
Coding region: 1488-4295 (935 amino acids)
Cellular component (GO): meiotic nuclear membrane microtubule tethering complex; nuclear envelope
Molecular function (GO): protein-membrane adaptor activity
Source: RefSeq, a predicted model, not a curated record